UUACUGGGGAUAUUCUUAAAUGUUUAACAUCUAUCAAUACUUAGCUUUAGGUUCGUAUGUUCUUUUCUAUUAAGUUCCUUGCUACAUCUUUCAUACAUACUGUAGUGAAAGGUUUUUUCCCCCACUCUCUCCUACACCAAAUCUUUAUAUGCCAGGUGCAUUAAGGUACAAUCAGGUAGUAGGUUUUGAACCAACCUGAAUCUGAACAACUGCACAAACUAGAUCAUGACUAAAUAUAAGUGAAAUUAAUAUAUUGUAUAUAUAUAAUACACGUCUAAUACUUUAGGAUUAUAUGAUCUUUAUUUUUAUUUAUACAAUUUGAUAUUGAGAAACGAAGAUUUUUAUCACAAUAGUUCUAACUGAAACAUGGGCGAAAUAGACAGCAAAAGUGUACUGUUGAAAUCUAGAUGCAAAUAUCCUGAUCAACCAUAUUCUACAAAUAGUUGCAAUGAAGAUGAUAAUGAUCACGAUUGGUGGGCAAGCGACAGUGGAUCCAGCACAGGAUCAUAUUAUUCAGACACCGAUAGUUCCGUGGUUGAAUGGGAAUCCGAGAUCGGGCCUAGCGGAGAAGUAUUCUAUGUAGAAUCAGCGGUGGAGAGUUUGUUCGAAGAUUUUACAAUUUUUGACAGUAAAAGUGACAAUCCUCAACCUGAGUUAACGCGUCGCCGUAGUACAAGAGCUGGUAAGCUGUUUCGACUUAUUAGACGUAAGGAAAGCAAACGCUGGAGUACAAGAAAUAAAAAGAUUAACAGCAGCACAGUGGCAUGCAACAUUGUUCCUCAGGAGAAAGAUGCAACUGGGAGCAAGGAAGUCACGUUUCGUGAUUUUCAGGCAGGUGAAAUUCGUGACGUUACACUGUGGAUUGAUCCUGAAAGAAGGCACAAGUUGGGAAGAAGAGCGACCUUAUGCGAAGCAUAUUUUGGCAUUACACCAGGUAUAUUUUCAGAUAAAGUAAGAGUUAUGGUAGCUGGAUUUAUACCGGACGGUGAAGCCAUGAAGAACAAGAAUAUAAAAAUUGGAGACUGGUUGCGAAGCAUUAAUUCCAAUAAUGUUACCUCCCAAAAUUUAGAUCAAAUAUUGUCUGAAAUUACUACACCGUCAAACGUAACGUUAGAAUUGCAAAGAGUGGCUGGUGUGGAUGUUACUGCUAAGCUAUCUCGAAUAAAUGAACCAAAACAAUCGACAUUAGUCCAAUAUCUAGUAAAUAAAGAAAACAACAAUCUCUACAUGGAAUCCUUAUUAAAUUAUCCACUGGGUGUAAUAUAUUUAAAAACAGCGGAUCUUUCGGAAAUGGGACAAGAAUUGCAGGGUGUAUUGUACACAUUUCCGCGAUCUGAAACUAAAAAUGUGUAUUCCUCUUUGUGCACAGCAAGAGGAGCUUUUAUAACUCUUAAUCAUUUGUUACCCAGUAUAACAGGCCCACAACCUGUCAGUACAACUGUCUACAUAGGUGAAGAAAAAAUGCACAUUGUAUAUACAUCUCACGAUGAUGAGUUGCUUUUGAUAGCUUUACCUGAGAGAUGGUGUACCGUACAGGAAGCUGUAAAAAUUACGGAAGAUGUAGUCAGAAUGUUAGAAUUCACUUAUCAGUCGCUGACAAAGUGUUUCACUACUUCAGAAAAUCAGUCUUCUUUGGAUCAUUUGUUUAUAUUGAUUAUGCACAGAUUAAUAAAUAUCAAAGAUUCGUCUAACGAUAUCGAGGCCAAGAAACAUAUGGUCGAGCCACAAAAUACUGUAGAAAAUACGGAAAAUUACAAAUUUAGGAGUGCUUUCUCAGUGGCAAAUUUUAUACAAUUACCUAGAGAUGCACAAAUUCAAAUAGAUGCUGCAUUGAGUGAAAUGGAAGCUAUGGAUUACAGAGAUUGGAACGAGGAUCCGAUGGAUUGUCAGAGGCUAUAUACUAUAUUAGGUAGCUGCGUUUAUCAUAAGUGUUACCUUUUGGGAUCUCAUUUACCUCACGAAGACUUAAUCGAUGUACAUUCGUUUCUAAGACACAAUGGUCUAUUGAAUCUGAUGAAUCAGGAACAGAUAAAAUGUCUCGUUUUGUGGAAACAAAUUUAUCCAUCAUCCUGUAAUCGUGGCAACGUCAGUGGUAACGACAAUGAUCAAUUAUUAAUACCUGAUGGGAAAUGGUUUUUAUUAGUUGUUGCGUAUGGACAUGAUUUGUUAGCAGUUCUGUUGGAGUCUGGAGGAUGUACUGCAAAAUACAACGAUGCGAUAGGUCCAGAUGUAUUUUAUGUGGAAGAAGCCCAAGAAACAUUGAAGCAUAUACAAAAGAUAGGAGUCACAACUUUAGCUUCGAAGUGGAUUAUGUCUAAUACUAGGCCAGAAGUAAUACCGUAUGAGGAACAUAUAAUGACGAAGUCUUCAUCCAGUAUAACAGAAAACCUAUUUAGUUUAAUAAAAUCGUCCGAUGCACAAACCGCAAUAUCUAAGCAGAAUUUUAAUCCUGCUACUAACAAAAAGCCGCAAGAAUUGCCUUCUAUCUUGAAGAAACGUAGUCCUGAAGAAAGUCCUAUGAUUUCGGGUUCCGUGUAUUCCUUACAAACGUCUGAAGAUUCACUCAGCCAAGGAACAGGUGGCAUUAGCGAAAUGAGUGAUGAGGCGAUGCCUAUACUUGGAAGACGGGCAACUAGAGAAAAAAUCAACUCUACAUCGAGAUACUCCGACGACAGUGACUCAGAUAUCGAUAUAUACAAGAAUGAUAGUCACGUGCUCGCAUUAGAUAUAUCUAACAUACGAGAAAACUUAUUAAACCAAGCUGAAUAUUUAAUACCAAAAAAGUUAACUACAGGUGAUAAAAAUUAUCUGUAUCAUUAUGUACAUUUAGAUAUGGUAGAAGGAAUUCUAUUGUCAUCGAUACCUAUUCAAAAUAUGUCGAAGGAUAAUAAGAUCCUUGCUAACUUCAACAAAUGCGUGCAUGCUAUCCAUAGAUUAUUACAUAAUACAGUGAGAUUUAAAAUGUUGAACCAGGAUAUGGAUAAAACCGUUAUCAAUAGAAGUUUAAUCGCCGUUAAAGAGCAUGGUGUACUAUUUGAGUGGGAAAAUACAGCUUUCUGGGUAAUUGGACGGCUUUAUACAAGUCCUCAUCCAAAGGAAUUAUACAUAUGUUAUCAAGACUCUGCGCCUCAAAAUUUAAUUGAAAUAGCUUUCCAGUUGCAUAAAUAACAUUUACAUUUUAUUUUUAUUAAAAAUAUAUUUAUUUUAUGUAACAUUGGUAAUACUCAACAAUCUGUUAAUUAACAAUAAAUAUGUGAAUAAAUUUUACAAAAAAAUUAGUUUUUAUUUAAUGUUAUUUACGAACUUUGCAUUGUAUAUUUUAUUUGUUU
Molecule: messenger RNA, 3329 nt
Organism: Harpegnathos saltator (Jerdon's jumping ant)
Lineage: Eukaryota; Metazoa; Arthropoda; Insecta; Hymenoptera; Formicidae
Gene: in
Product: inturned planar cell polarity protein
Exons: 11
Coding region: 367-3168 (933 amino acids)
Biological process (GO): nervous system development; vesicle-mediated transport; cilium assembly
Cellular component (GO): cilium; cytoplasm
Molecular function (GO): protein binding
Source: RefSeq, a predicted model, not a curated record